Caenorhabditis elegans is the source of this 487-nucleotide messenger RNA. It is a transcript of the gene W02H3.3, whose product is annotated as DUF148 domain-containing protein. The record is from RefSeq and is marked reviewed. The transcript is spliced from 3 exons. NCBI's taxonomy places the organism in Eukaryota, Metazoa, Nematoda, Chromadorea, Rhabditida, Rhabditidae. The coding region runs from base 12 to 338 and encodes 108 amino acids.
AUAAUUUUCAGAUGGACGUGCCUUUUCAAAACCCUGAUGUGCUUCGUUUAGCCGAAUUACAAGUCAAUCCAAUUUUAGAUGCUCUCAAUAACGCGUUCGAUGAGUUUUCCCGUGUUGUGAAAGCACGACCUUCGUUGACGACUGCUGUGAUUGUGGAAAACAUAAGAGAAGAACUAAUUGGUUUCGUCAACGUGAUCACUAUGCAAAUGAACACUGGAAAUGUCACCGGACUUGUGAAUCAUCUUCUCGACGCUCAAAAUAUGACUCAAAAAAUCAUAAUGGUUACGCGGAAAAUUCGUUUUGAAAACGGAUGUCGAGGAUUUCACGUCACAGACUAACUAUUCAAUGUAUUUAACAAGUAUUCCUAUUUUUAUUGAAUAACAACUCAAUGAUCUCAUUGAAGAUUUCGAUAAUCAACUUGUUUUUAUUUAUUGUGUAAAUUUGAUAGUCUUAUUACUUCUGAAGAGAAAUUAAAAAAAUUGAUUUU